GCAUCCAAUUUUAUUUGGUGAUUUUCUAAGACCUGGUAUUCCACGAUCUGAACGAUUAUAUGAAGAAAUAAAUGAUAUGGAUAAACUGAAAUCAUUGUUAAUGGAUUACUUGGAUGAUUACAAUAUGACAAUGUCAAAGGAUGUGAAACUUGUCUUCUUUGUCGAUGCUAUUGAACAUGUUUGUCGUAUUGCUCGAAUAAUUAGACAAGAUAGAGGAAAUGCUUUAUUAGUUGGUGUCGGUGGUACUGGUAAACAAUCAUUAACUAGAUUAGCAGCACAUAUCAAUGAUUAUCAAUGUUAUCAAAUUGAAUUAUGUCGUGGUUAUGAUUAUGUAUCCUUUCAUGAAGAUCUAAAAAAACUUUAUUAUAUCGCUGGUAUAGAUAAUAAACCAACUGUAUUCUUAAUAACAGAUAAUCAAAUUAUUAUAGAAGAAUUCUUAGAAGAUAUUAAUAAUAUAUUGAAUUCUGGUGAAGUCUCCAAUCUAUUCGAUAAUGAUGAAUAUGAACAUAUUAUUAAUGAUUGUCGUAUAGCAGCAAAAGAAUAUGGUAUUAUUGAAGGGAAUCGUAAUGGAAUUUAUGAAUUUUUUAUUAAUCGUAUUAAAAAUAAUUUACAUAUUGUAUUAUGUAUGUCACCAAUUGGUAUUAAUUUUCGUAUAAGAUGUAGAAUGUUUCCAUCAUUAAUUAAUUGUUGUAUCAUUGAUUGGUUUAUUGAAUGGCCUAAAGAAGCAUUAUAUAAUGUUGCUAUGUAUACAUUUUCACAAGAGGAUUUUGGUUCAAAUGAACUUAAAGAAUCAAUAUCAAAAUUAUCUACUGAUAUUCAUUUAAGUGUUUCAGAAGCAGCUGUACGUUUUUAUAAUGAAUUAAAACGUCAUUAUUAUACUACACCGACAAGUUAUUUAGAAUUGCUUGGAUUAUAUAUGACAAUGUUGAAUAAAAAAACAAAAGAAUUAACUGAUGGACGUGAUAAAUUUCGUAAUGGUUUAAAUAAAAUAUUAGAAACUAAUGAUUUAAUUGCUAAAAUGGAAACGGAACUAACAGCAUUACGUCCAACACUUGAAGCGAAACAACGUGAUACAGAAAAAUUGAUGAUAAAAUUAAGUGAAGAUCAAGAACAGGCUGAUAUUGUUCGUAGUCGAGUUAAAGAAGAUGAAAUGUUGGCUAAACAAAAAGCAGCUGAAAAUCAAAUUAUAGCUGAUGAUGCACAACGUGAUUUAGAUGAAGCAAUACCAGCAUUAGAAGCAGCUAAUAAAGCACUUGAUUCAUUAGAUAAAAAUGAUAUAUCUGAAAUUCGUGUAUUCACUAAACCACCACAAUUAGUACAAACUGUUAUGGAAGCUGUUUGUAUUAUGCUUGGACAAAAAGGUGAUUGGGCAACAGCUAAAACUGUAUUGAAUGAUUCCAAUUUUUUAAGAAAAUUAGUUGAAUAUCCAAAAGAUGAUAUAACUGAUGGACAAUUGAAAAAAUUAAAAAAAUUUAUUGAUAAUCCUGAAUUUAUACCAGAAAUUGUUGAAAAAACAAGUAAAGCUUGUAAAUCAAUGUGUAUGUGGGUUAGAGCAUUGAAUUUAUACGCUCAUAUAUUUCGUACUGUGGAACCAAAAAGGAAACGUUUAGAAGAAGCAAAUGCCGAUUUAGAUAUUGUUAUGCGUAAACUUCAACAAAAACAAUUAGAAUUAUUCAAUGUCGAAGAGAAAAUUACAUUAUUACAACAAGAAUAUCAUCAAUCAAUGAAUGAAAAAAAGAAACUAGAACAAUAUUUAACAUUAAUAUCAACUCGAUUAAAACGUGCUCAUAAAUUAACCAUUGGUUUAAUUGAUGAACAAGAACAUCAAUUAUUAAAUGAUAUUACUAGUAUUGAAAGACCAGAAUUAGAAGAACAACGUAAUCAAUUAAUUGUUAAAAUUAAUACAGAUAGAAAUCAAUUAAAAGAAACAGAAAAUAGAAUAUUGAAAUUAUUAUUUGAAUCUGAAGGUAAUAUAUUAGAUAAUGAAGAUUUAAUUAAUACAUUAAAUGAAUCUAAAAUAAAAUCAAGUGAAAUUACAAAACGUUUAAAUGAAGCAACAUUAACAGAACAAAAAAUUACAAUAGCACGUUCCAAAUAUUUACCAAUUGCUACACGUGGUUCUGUUAUGUAUUUUGUAAUAACAUCUAUGGCUGAAAUUGAUCCAAUGUAUCAAUUUUCAUUGAAAUAUUUCAAAAAUUUAUUCAAUACAACGAUACAAAAUUGUCCAAAUGUCACUACAUUAGAUGAACGUAUACAAAUUUUAAUCGAUUCUAUUACUAUAGCAACAUAUAAUAAUAUUUCACGUGGUUUAUUUGAACGUGAUAAAUUAAUUUUUUCAUUUAUGUUAUGUAUUGAAAUAUUAAAACAAAUGAAUCAAAUUACAAUGAAUGAAUGGUUGUAUUUUUUAUUAGGUAUACCUAAUAAUAAUAAUAAUAAUAAUAAUAAUAAUAUUAUAACUAAUACUAAACAACAAUUAGAACAACCAAUUCAUACAAAAAAUUGGUUAACUAUAAAACAAUGGAAACGUAUUAUUGAUUUAUCACAAUAUUUUCCAGAACAAUUUCAUACAUUACCUAAUGAUAUAUGUAAUUAUUCAAUUAUGAUUGAUUUUAAUCCAAUAAUGAAACAGUUACCAAGGGAACAACAAGAAGAAGAAGAAGAAUUAGGUAUUUAUAAAUUAACUCCUAAAAAUUAUAAAAAUACAUUACCACUUAGUAACUAUAAUGAAACAUUAACAUCAUUUCAAAAAUUAUUACUGAUAUCAACAUUUUAUGAAGAUCAAAUUAUUAAAGUAAUAAGAGAUUUUAUAUAUUAUAAUCUUGGUAAAGAAUUUAUUGAAACACCAUCAUGUCAUUUAUCAAUAUUAUAUAAAGAAAUCAAUUCAAUAACACCAUUAAUAUUUAUAUUAUCAAAUGGUUCAGAUCCAAUGAAUCAAUUUCAAAAAUUUAUUAAAGAAUAUAAUAAUAUAGAACAUGUACAUAUUGUAUCAUUAGGACAAGGACAAGGUCCAAAAGCGGAGAAAUUAAUUCAUGAAGCAUGUAAAUUAGGUGAUUGGGUAUUUUUACAGAAUUGUCAUUUAGCUGCUUCAUGGAUGAUUCGAUUAGAAGAAAUAGUGAAACAACUUGCUGAAAAUCCUAAAUCAACACAUACAGAUUUUCGUUUAUAUUUAAGUUCAAUGCCAUCAAAAUCAUUUCCAAUAUCUGUAUUACAAAAUUCAGUAAAAGUAACUAAUGAACCACCAAAAGGAUUAAAAGCUAAUCUUAUUCGAGCAUUGAAUGAUAUAUCAAUGGAAUCAUUUAAUACACAUGUGUUAAGAAAUGAUUGGCGUAAAUUAGUAUUUGGCAUUUGUUUCUUUCAUUCAAUUAUAUUGGAAAGAAAAAAAUUUGGACCACUUGGAUGGAAUAUUAAUUAUGAUUUUAAUGAUUCGGAUCGUGAAUGUGCAUUAUUAAAUUUAGAAAUGUUCUGUCAUGAAUCUUAUAUACCAUGGGAUGCUUUAACGUAUAUUACAGCUGAAAUUACAUAUGGUGGACGUGUCACUGAUUUCUGGGAUCAAAGAUGUUUACGUACAAUACUUCAACGUUUCUUUCAUCCAUCUACAUUAAAAUCAGAUUAUGUUUAUUCAUCAUCUGGUAUUUAUUAUCCACCAACUAAAGAAACUUUAAUAGAAUAUAUGGAAUAUGUAUCUAGUCUUCCAUUUAGUUCAGGACCUGAAUUAUUUGGUAUGAAUGAAAAUGCUAAUUUAGUAUAUCAGCUUCAAGAAACAAAUAAUCUAUUAUCUGUUAUUCUUAAUGUUCAACCACGUACAAAUACAAUGAGUACAGGGAAAACAAAUGAUGAUAUGGUUUAUGAACAAGCUGAUUCAAUAUUGAAAAAAUUACCAGAAAAAAUUAAUAUUGAAGAUGCACGUCCAGAUUUAUUUGAUACGGAUAGUAAAGGUCGGAUAGAUUCAUUGACUACUGUACUUACUCAAGAAAUUGAUCGAUUUAACAAACUAUUAAAAAUUAUCAAAAAUUCUUUGAAACAACUUCAAAAAGCAAUUAAAGGUUUUAUUGUUAUGUCAGAAGAUUUGGAAGGUGUAUACACGGCAUUUAUACAAAAUUCUGUACCAGAAAUUUGGUCAUCUAAAUCAUAUCCAAGUUUAAAACCAUUAGGUAGUUGGAUAAAAGAUUUAGUACUACGUUGUGAUUUUAUUAACACAUGGAUGAUUAGAGGAAAACCUCUUUCAUUUUGGAUAUCUGGAUUCUUUUUUCCUCAAGGUUUUCUAACUGGAAUUUUACAAAAUUAUGCACGAAAAUAUAAUUAUCCAAUUGAUCAUUUAACAUUUCAUUUCAAUGUUUUACCAUAUUAUCGUAAUCAAGAAGAAAUUUCUAUAGCUAUAUCAAAACUUCGUUUAGGUGAAAUAUUAGAAGUUGAUAAAAUGAUAAAUAAACCAAAAGAUGGUGUACUUGUACAUGGAUUAUUUAUGGAUGGUUUCAGAUGGGAUGAUAAAACAAUGCAAAUAACUGAUUCUAUAUUAGGUGAAAUGUUAUCUAUUAUGCCAAUAAUACAUAUGAAACCAGAAAUGGAUUAUAUACCAGAUUCAAAUGAUUAUAUUGCACCAUUAUAUAAAACUGCAGCCAGAGCUGGUGUAUUAUCAACAACAGGUAUGUCAACAAAUUUCAUAGUCGCUGUUCCAUUGAAAACAAAUAAGCCUCAAGCGUAUUGGAUUGAGAUGGGUGCAAGUUUACUAUGUGAAUGUGUAAAUCCCUAAGUAAAACAAUCUUCAAUCGGACAAUCAAUCAUAAAAACAACUUAUGUUGAUGUAUUUAAUCUGAUAUUCCACUUUUAUUUACUUAAUAACUACGUAAAACAUUAAUAUGAUUUUGUUUUAUUACUUUACUUAUCAUCUUCAAUUAUAAAAUAUUACUUUUCAAAUCCCAUCUGUCCAUACGAUUUAAAUGAACAGUCAACGACGUUAUGGACUAAUGUCAUGUCUUUA
Molecule: messenger RNA, 4978 nt
Organism: Schistosoma curassoni
Lineage: Eukaryota; Metazoa; Platyhelminthes; Trematoda; Strigeidida; Schistosomatidae
Source: the annotation of a GenBank genome assembly